Messenger RNA from Cydia fagiglandana, 3372 nucleotides. RefSeq lists its product as uncharacterized. The coding region runs from base 54 to 3122 and encodes 1022 amino acids. Lineage: Eukaryota; Metazoa; Arthropoda; Insecta; Lepidoptera; Tortricidae. The transcript has 8 exons. Gene Ontology annotation, molecular function: UDP-glycosyltransferase activity. The record is from RefSeq and is a predicted model, not a curated record.
UGCGCUUGCCGCUGCUCAGUCAGUCUCCUGCCGCGGUACAGACCGCCAAUAAAAUGAAAAUAAUAGUGAAUAUUUUGUUUGCUAUUUCAGUGUGUAGUUUAACAGUUAGUGAUGUGAACUGUUUGAAAAUUUUAGCAGUGAACCCGUAUCAAGGAAAGAGUCAUUAUUUCGUAUUUGAACCGUUGUUGCUCGAACUGGCGAAAAGGGGACACGAUGUCACCUCCAUAUCGUAUUUUCCUCAGAAACAACCAGUCAAAAACUUUACAGACAUCUCACUUGCCGGUUCAAUGGAAAUUUUGGAAGACGUAUUUCCUAUUGAAAAGUCUUAUUCCACUGUUCUAGCCAUGGCUAUAUUUUUAGUUACCACUGGUACGGAUAAUUGCAGAGUGUUGUUGCAAAAUAAAGAAGUGCAAAACUUAUGGAAAUCUAAAACAAAGUUUGACGUAAUAUUAGUUGAGCAGUUCCAAAGUGAUUGUGCCCUGGGAUUAGCAUAUGAGUUAGGGGCGCCUGUGGUCGGUCUGACUUCACACACUCCGAUGACCUGGCAUUAUGACCGCUUUGGCAUGCCCCUCAACCCAUCCUUUGUUCCAUGUUUAUUCUUCGGAGGGGGAACUAAACCAACUCUGUACCAACGUAUUGAGGCUUUCUUCUUCAAUGCUUACUUCAAAACUUUAUACAAUUGGUACGCUCAAAGAACCGAUCAGAAAACUUUGUCGCAAUAUUUCGAUAAUGUGCCUCCGUUGGAAGAGUUGGGAAGACGAAUGAAGUUCUACCUCACGUACAAGAACCCUAUAUUAUUUGGGUCGUCGUUGAUUCCUGAAAAUGUCAAAGAGGUUGCAGGUUAUCACGUUGCGGCACCAAAACCGUUAUCAGGCGACCUCAAAAAGUUCAUCGACGAGGCGGAGCACGGAGUGAUCUACAUCAGCUUCGGCUCGAUGCUGCGGGCCACUUCCACUCCUCGUGAUAAGCUGGAAGCCAUCAUCAGUGCCGUGUCCGAGCUGCCCCAGAGGAUCGUGUUCAAAUGGGAAGAACCGAACCUUCCUGGAAACCCUAAGAAUAUUUACGUCUCUAACUGGCUUCCACAGAACGACAUGUUAGCCCACCCAAACGUGAUAGCUUUCUACUCCCAUUGUGGUCUAUUGGGCACAACAGAGGCCAUCCACCACGGUGUGCCCGUAUUGGGCAUGCCAAUCUUUGGGGAUCAACCCUCAAACGCAGCAGCAGUUGAAGAGAGCGGCCUUGGCGUUCGGAUCGACAUUACGACCCUGACUAAGGAAGAAUUGCUUAGCAAGCUCAAAAUAAUUUUAAAUCCGGAAUUCAGGCGUAAAGUAAAACAAAUUUCCAAGGCAUGGCACGACCGCCCAAUGUCUGCAAUGGACACUGCUAUCUAUUGGAUAGAAUACGCGGUCAGAAACAAAGAUUUCAACUUCCGCUCGCCCGCGGCUGAUUUGCCUCUCUACAAAUACUUUAACUUAGAUGUUUUAGCUAUAUUUACAUUUAUAAUUUACGCUCUGAUUUAUGUUAUUAGAUCUGUGUUUAGUUUAAGAAAAACGCAAUCGAAUAAGCAGAGUAAAAAAUCCAAGAAGGCGUAUGUGUUGCUGGAUAGGAACCGACAAAAAAAAAUGAAAGUCGUCACCGCUUUAUUCUUAGCAUUAGUAACAAUUAAUUUAAGUGAAGUGGAAUCUUUGAACAUACUUGGAAUCUUUCAAUACCAUGGAAAGAGUCAUUUCUUUGUGUUCGAACCGUACCUCCGAGAAUUAGCGAAAAGAGGGCACAAUGUUACAGUCAUAUCGCAUUUUCCUCAAAAACAACCCUUACAAAACUACACCGAUAUCAGUUUGGCUGGUAAAAAGGAAAUAUUUGAAAGUGUUGUAAAUAUGGAGCAGACUAUAUGGUCGAAGGUUGAACUGAUAAAAUUUGUUUUCGAGAGUGUUGUGGAAAACUGCAGGAUACUAGUGGAAGACCAGGCUGUGCAGAAAUUAGUGAAAUUCCGGACGAAAUAUGACCUAGUGCUAGUAGAGGCGUUCAUCGGUGACUGUGCCCUAGGAGUAGCUUACAAAUUGGAAGCCCCAGUGGUAGCUUUAACGUCGCAUUUUGUAAUUCCAUCUCAUUACGAUCGAUUUGGCGUACCCCAUCAACUUUUACAGAUUUGGCCCAAUCCAGAUUUCUUAACACGUUUUUUAUUAACAGUGCUUUCACCACCACUUAAUUGGUAUUAUCGAUAUUAUCAAAAUGCGGAACAGGCGAUUCUUGCAGAGUAUUUUGACGACAUCCCACUGCUCGAAGAGUUAGGGCAGGAUAUCAGGUUACUUCUUGCAUACAUUCACAAUUCCAUGUUCGGUGCUCAAGCUUGGCCCGAAAAUAUAAAAGAAGUCGGAGGAUACCACGUCGCCAAACCGAAACCGCUGCCUGAGGAAUUAAAAGAGUUUAUAGAACAAUCAGAACACGGAGUUAUAUACGUAAGUUUUGGUUCAAUGGUACAGUCGACAAGCCUGCCGAUGCAUAAACUGGAGGCCAUAGUUGGAGCGCUGUCGGAGCUACCUCAACGAGUCGUCUUUAAAUGGGGUGCGGAACAAUUGCCUGGGAAUCCGAAGAACAUUUACAUAUCGAAGUGGUUACCGCAAAAUGAUAUUCUAGCUCAUCCCAAUGUCGUUGCAUUUUACUCCCACGGCGGGCUCCUGGGUUCGACAGAGGCCAUACACCACGGCGUCCCCGUGGUUCUCACCCCAGUAUUCGCCGAACAGCCGGUGAACACUCUGGCUUUGGAAAGAAAGGGAUUUGGCGUUCGCAUGCCCUAUGAUGAACUUACCAAAGACGCACUGCUAGAAAAAUUUAAGACCGUUUUGGAUCCAGAGUUUAGAAGAAGAGCAAAAGAAAUCUCCAGGGAAUGGCACGACCGACCCAUGUCUCCGAUGGACACCGCCAUCUAUUGGACGGAGUACGCCGUCCGCCAUCCAAAUUCCACGCUUCGAAUACCCGCGGUCGGCAAGCCUUACUACCAACUUUCAGGAUUGGAUGUACUAUUAGAUAUUAUUAUUAUUUUGUUUAUUAAUCUAUAUGUGUUUGUUUUCGCUAUUAAGUUCUUUGUGUUUGGAAAGAGAACGAAAUCAAAGAAGGAUUGAGGUCGUGAUUGGAUGUAUAGUAAUAAUAGUAGGUAUAUUAUUAACCAAUGGAUAAAAGGCAGUCAUUUCUGACGAGGUAUUAAGAGAGGGUGCUUUUCACCCGAGUCAAACACCUAGGUUACACUUAGAAUACGAAUAAAGUUAAAGGCAUGGGUAUUUUACAAAACAUGACUAGGUACAAACUUGUAUAAUUUUCACUACGCUGUAAUUGCUAUCUAUCGUCCAAUCGCUAUCAAACUCGCAUUGAGAU